Molecule: messenger RNA, 399 nt
Organism: Sorex fumeus (smoky shrew)
Lineage: Eukaryota; Metazoa; Chordata; Mammalia; Eulipotyphla; Soricidae
Product: phospholipase A2, membrane associated-like
Exons: 4
Coding region: 1-399 (132 amino acids)
Biological process (GO): phospholipid metabolic process; negative regulation of T cell proliferation; arachidonate secretion
Molecular function (GO): calcium ion binding; phospholipid binding
Source: RefSeq, a predicted model, not a curated record
AUGUGCCUGCUGCAGGCCCAUGGAGCUAUAUGGAAUUUUGGAUCAAUGCUCGGGAAAGUAAUAGGAAAGAAAGCAGUCAUCGACUACAGCCUCUAUGGUUGCUACUGUGGCUUCAGAGAUAAAGGAACUCCCAAGGAUGCGACAGACCAGUGCUGCUUUGAGCGUGAUUGUUGUUACCGCCGUCUGAGGAAGGAGGGAUGUAGAACCAAAUUUGCCCACUAUAAGUUUGAAUACAAAAAGGACCAAGUCACGUGUGUCGAUGAGAAUCCCUGUAGAAAGAAAUUGUGUGAGUGUGAUAAAACAGCUGCCCUCUGCUUUAAGGAAAACAGAAACAGCUACAAUAAAACAUACCGAUUCUACAGCGGCCGGUCGUGUCAAGGGAAGUCCCCCCAGUGCUGA